AUGCACAACGCUACUGGCAAGCCGGAAGGCAGUGAAGUCGCCUUUCAAGGCGGCCACAACACCGCCGCGUACGCGCACGGUGCGGGCGUCAAGAAGGGUGCGGGCGAGGCGGACAACACGUCCCAGAUGGACCCCCACCUGACCGGUGGCCGCCGCAGCGAAGGCGCGCCGCCGGGCUACGCCCAUGUGCGCCAGGAGCAGCAGCCCUACCGCCUGGACCUGCUCCAGACCGAUCCCAACCUCGAGGCCAACGCGUCGCUGCAGGGCGACGGCGCGAGCGAACACGCGGACCAUGUCACGCGCGCAUUUCCGUUCCUCUCCAACUCGAUCGGCGGGCAGGAAGGCGACGGCCGCGCCGCCAUCUUCCCCCCGAACUUUGCGCAGGACGACGCGUACAAGAAGGCGGCCGAGCCCCCUUCGCCGCUCGAAGAGAGCGGCGCGUCGGGUCUGCACUCCAAGGCGCAGCGUGGCCCCAGCUCGUACGACUCGCUCUCCGCUUCAGACAAGAAGGAGACGCCGUACUCGCGCAGCCCUAGCCUGCGUGUCACACAUAAGAUCGCCGAGCGCAAGCGCCGGAAGGAGAUGAAGGACCUCUUUGAAGAGCUCAAGGACUUUGUGCCUGUCGACCGCGGCCCCAAGACGAGCAAGGGCGACAUCCUCACCAAGGCCGUGCUCCAGUUCCAGACGCUGCACCGCGAGCGCGAGCACCUCAUCGAGGCGCUCGAAGCCGCGCACCACGAGCUCAAUCAGCUGCGCCAGGUCGCCGGCGGCAGCGACGCGAGCGGCGCGAACCUGCAGCAGCACGUCUACCCACACUCGGGUGCCCAGUACCUCCCGCGCUCCUCGGACGCACGUAUCCACGGGGGGAUGGUGCCGGGUACGCAAGAGUCGCUUGGCCGCGAAAAGGGCGAGGGUGCGGGCGGCCGCUCCGAGUCGUUCCUCUCGGACCUGCGCCUGGACCGCCUGCGUCAGGGCGACGACAGCGUCCACCCGAGCUUCAAGCAGCUCGACCAGGGCGCAGGCGUGCUCGACCAGUCGCUCGGCGCCUCGCGCUCGUUCCAGCCCGAGUCGUACCAGAACCCUCUGGAUAUCCCGGGCGGCCAGGACGCGACGAUCGGCCAGGACGCACAGCACGCGCAACGGGGCCUCUCGCAGGACCAGUCCCGGGGCCUCGCACGCGACAGCGACGCGAUCUUGCCAGAGACGACCGGCGCCGACGCGCCGGGCAUGUAG
Messenger RNA from Malassezia japonica, 1233 nucleotides. RefSeq lists its product as uncharacterized. The transcript has a single exon. Bases 1 to 1233 code for a protein of 410 amino acids. Gene Ontology annotation, biological process: positive regulation of transcription by RNA polymerase II. The record is from RefSeq and is a predicted model, not a curated record. NCBI's taxonomy places the organism in Eukaryota, Fungi, Basidiomycota, Malasseziomycetes, Malasseziales, Malasseziaceae. Gene Ontology annotation, cellular component: RNA polymerase II transcription regulator complex. Gene Ontology annotation, molecular function: DNA-binding transcription factor activity; protein dimerization activity.